ACCACAAUAAAAAGAACCACACCACCGUCACCACCGUCACUCUAGCAACACCACCAACCCAACCAUGUCCCCCAUAUCGCUCACCCUCCCCAACUCCAACAACACCUCCACCUCCACCCCCCAAAAAGACGCCUCGCCCCCGACCGAACCCCCCGAAACCGACCUGGACAGCAUCGGCCGCCACUGCGCCCUCCCCUACUGCAACGUACUCGACUUCCUCCCCUUCCGAUGCUCCUCCUGCAAAGCGACCUUCUGCCUGGACCACCGCAGCGAAACCGCGCAUAAAUGUCCGCGGGCAGGGGAAUGGGCGCGCGUCCAGCAGCAACAGAAUCGCAGCUCGUCGCCACACAGCACCAGCACCAGCGGCAGCGGCAGCGGCAGCGGGGCGACAGAAAAGCCCACAAUUUACAACAGCGAGCAGUGCGCGGAGCUAUCGUGCAAGACGCUCAUCCACACGCUGACGGACCCGGGGGUGCGGUGUCCGGAGUGUAGACGGAGUUAUUGUCUCCGGCAUCGGCUGAGGGAGGGACAUGAGUGUCGGCCUGUCAAUGCCAGGAAUAAUAGCGCCGCCGCAGGGGGUGCAGCAGGGGGGGCCGAGACGCUGAAAUCGAUGUUCGCGAAGGUGCGCACGUGGGGAAAGGAGAAGAGUACCGCUCUUUCCUCCACCACAUCCACAUCCACAUCCACAUCCGGGAGUAAGAAGCCCGCGAGUCGACUAGCGACCGUCAACGCGAUGAAGAAGACCGCCAAAGGCGACCCUGGCACCCCUCCCGACCGACGCAUCUACCUCUCCGUCGUGGGGACGUCCGAGACCAACAUGGCGGAUCCCCCGCGGGGGGAGUUCUGGUUCGAUGGGCGGUGGAAGGUGGGACGGGUGCUGGACGAUGCGGCGCGGCGGCUGCAGGUCGAGAAUGUGAAUAAUCGGGGCGGAGGCGAGGAGGCGCGGUUGCGGGUGUUUCAUGUCGAGUCGGGCGAGUUUUUGGGGUUUGGGGAUGCGGUGGGCGAGAGGGUCAAGUCCGGGGAUACGGUGGUGUUGUUGAGGGGGGCGGGGGUGAUUCUUUGAUUGGAUUUAUUUCUUUUCCCUUUUUUUUCUUUCUAUCUGAUCUGAUCAUAUCAUUUUGAGAAUGUUGUGGAAGGAGGGGGUGGGUGCAUCUAGCGCAUAGCGCAGCGAGAAUUUUCUAAUCUAAUAAACAGAUAGUUAACUAAUC
Molecule: messenger RNA, 1208 nt
Organism: Aspergillus heteromorphus CBS 117.55
Lineage: Eukaryota; Fungi; Ascomycota; Eurotiomycetes; Eurotiales; Aspergillaceae
Product: AN1-type zinc finger protein
Exons: 1
Coding region: 65-1063 (332 amino acids)
Cellular component (GO): cytoplasm
Molecular function (GO): zinc ion binding
Source: RefSeq, a predicted model, not a curated record